GAGCCCAUCAACCACCCCACAAUAAAUCCUUUCCCCGUUUCCUUCAGACGUAAAUUCUGGAAGGAAAAAUAAUCAAAAAAAAAAAAAAAACAUGGAAUAAACUACAUUUCCGUCAAAGACGCGCGCAUAUUGUCAGUGAAAAUUAAUAACCUGUGUGUGAUCGAAGUACUCUCGCUGAAAUUCAAACAUUUCACUCAAAAUUUCAUGGUCUGUUGCGUAUUUUGGGAAUAAGAAAAAAAAUAGCUGAAAUUUUUGUUCCACCGUGGCACUGUGGAGGAUUCGAUUCAUGCUUAGUAUCUUAUUCUUUUGGUUCUAUCUAAAAUUGGAAAUGAUACCAGAUAAACAAUUUCAGCAUUCUUAUGAAACUUAUAUGUAAUUCAGUAUUGAAUAGUUCAAAGCACUGAAACGGAAAAAAACACUGACCAGAAAAUGAGGAAUAUAGUACCAGAUUUGAUAAUCUGUUUCAUCGUUAUUGUGACCAUAACGGUUGUCCGUUUGGUAUCGAACAUCCUGCACGAAAGCUUAGGAAAUGGUCCGGUGGUUCCCGAAGUGGGAGAUAAAGGAGCUGCCGUUGGGCCUCCAGAAGAAUUGACUCUCUCCCAGCUGAUUGACAGUAAAUCGAAGGAAUAUGCUUGGUUGAUCCGACUAUCGGUUAACGCCUUUGGAUAUCUUUGUAUUUUGGUACCGGGAGUCCUUAUCUACAAUUACACCAAGAAAAUAAAAUAUCUGGAACGAUCGGACAAUGCAUGGUUCACCAACUUGGUAAGAAUUUGUUACGGUUCAUCGGAUAGCGAACGUGGAUCAGAUGGACGUUCACAGGACAAAGGCUCAAAUGCGAAACGAACCUCGAUUCAGGAAUUUGUUUUACUAUUUUACUGUUUGUUUGGACUAAUGGGAUCCUACCUGACAUGGGGAGUGCUACAGGAGAAAAUAAUGACUCAAGAAUACGAGAAUGCAGACAAGAAAAAAGCGCAUUUUAAAGAUUCACAAUUUUUGGUAUUUGCGAAUCGAGUAUUAGGAUUUUUGCUGACGGCUGUUUAUCUUACUGCGAAAAGUCAACUGCGACAACGAGCUCCUCUAUACAAAUACUCAUACGCAUCGUUUUCAAACAUAAUGAGCGCUUGGUUUCAGUACGAGGCCCUCAAGUUUGUAAAUUUCCCAACGCAAGUUUUGGCCAAAUCUUGCAAAAUCAUUCCAGUUAUGAUUAUGGGAAAAAUAAUCUCCCGAAACAAAUACGAAUUCUACGAAUACCUAACAGCGAUCAUGAUUUCAGUCGGAAUGAUCUUUUUCCUCACUGGUUCGACCGAUGAAUCGAAGACAACGGCUAUCACAACGCUCACUGGGGUAUUGUUGCUCACGUUUUACAUGAUUUUUGAUAGCUUUACUUCAAACUGGCAAGGAGAGCUGUUCAAAACGUACUCAAUGUCUUCGAUACAAAUGAUGUGUGGUGUGAAUCUUUUCAGCACUCUGUUCACCGCAGCAUCGUUAUCCAUGCAAGGUGGUUUCUACAGUUCGCUGCAGUUUGCUGCCGAUCACCCAAAAUUCGUUGCUGAUUGUGUAGUGCUUUCCAUAUCGUCGGCUAUUGGUCAACUGUUCAUAUUUUACACGAUAGCCACCUUUGGUGCUGUUGUCUUUACCAUCAUUAUGACGCUGCGGCAGGCCAUUGCUAUUCUGUUAUCCUGUCUCAUUUACAAACAUAGCAUUUCGUCGUUGGGCGUCGUUGGGAUAUUUAUUGUAUUUUUGGCAAUAUUUUUGCGAGUCUACUGCACCCAAAGACUUAAAGCGAUCAAACGGAAGCACCUAUCAGAAGCAAGUGGAAAGCCACGACUGAAUGUUUAGAUUCGCCAAACAGCUUAUGCGACGAAUUCGUUUGCACAACCAAAACUGGAGGAAUGCUUCUUAAAAAACCUUUCAACGAAGUUUUAAAAUAAGCUUCUAUAGCUUAAGUUAUAUGUUAAGGAGCGGAAAAUCUAGUGAACCGUUGCAACGCGCGCAUUCGACGAACGACAUUUUUUUCUUAUUUUAUUAUUGUAUUUUUACGUAGUUUCUAAAUACUAAAUUAUAUUGCUUGUGAAAUAAAACAAAUGCCAAAAAUA
Uranotaenia lowii is the source of this 2096-nucleotide messenger RNA. RefSeq names its product adenosine 3'-phospho 5'-phosphosulfate transporter 1 (gene sll). NCBI's taxonomy places the organism in Eukaryota, Metazoa, Arthropoda, Insecta, Diptera, Culicidae. Gene Ontology annotation, molecular function: 3'-phosphoadenosine 5'-phosphosulfate transmembrane transporter activity. The transcript is spliced from 3 exons. Bases 430 to 1839 code for a protein of 469 amino acids. Gene Ontology annotation, biological process: transmembrane transport. Gene Ontology annotation, cellular component: endoplasmic reticulum membrane; Golgi membrane. The record is from RefSeq and is a predicted model, not a curated record.